Molecule: messenger RNA, 1141 nt
Organism: Hansenula anomala
Lineage: Eukaryota; Fungi; Ascomycota; Saccharomycetes; Phaffomycetales; Wickerhamomycetaceae
Gene: BGL2
Product: glucan 1,3-beta-glucosidase
Exons: 2
Coding region: 1-933 (310 amino acids)
Biological process (GO): cell wall organization; carbohydrate metabolic process
Cellular component (GO): fungal-type cell wall; cell surface; extracellular region
Molecular function (GO): glucan endo-1,3-beta-D-glucosidase activity; 1,3-beta-glucanosyltransferase activity
Source: RefSeq, a predicted model, not a curated record
AUGCGUUUCAUUUCAACUUUAGUCGCAUUGGCAGGUGCUGUCUCCUCUGUUCAAGCCAUUGGUCAAUUGGCUUUCAACUUGGGUGUUAAAGAUAACCAAGGUAACUGUAAAUCUGCUGAUGAAUAUAAACAAGAUUUCAGUCGUUUAAGUUCAUACACCAAAAAAGUCAGAGUUUACGCUGUUUCAGAUUGUAACACUUUAGAAGUUUUAGGUCCUGCUGCUGAAGAAGCUGGUUUCACCGUUUUCUUUGGUGUUUGGCCAAAUGAUGAUGCUCAUUUCCAAGCUGAAAAAGAAGCAUUACAAACCUAUUUACCAAAAAUUAAAAAAUCAACUGUUGAAGCCAUUACUGUUGGUUCAGAAGCUUUAUACCGUGAUGAUAUGUCUGCUUCAGAUUUAGGUGACCGUAUUAACUCUGUCCGUGACCUGUUGAAAGAUAUCAAAGAUUCUGAUGGUGAAUCUUAUGAAGGUAUCCAAGUUGGUUUCGUUGACUCAUGGAAUGUUAUUGUUGAUGGUGCCUCUAGUCCAGCUAUUUCCGCUUCAGACUUCGUUUUUGCCAACGCCUUCUCAUACUGGCAAGGACAAACCCAAAACAAUGCUUCAUACUCUUUCUUUGAUGAUAUCAUGCAAGCUUUACAAACCAUCCAAACUGCUAAAGGUGAAACUGAUAUCACUUUCUGGGUUGGUGAAACUGGUUGGCCAUCACAUGGUACUGCUUUUGAAAGCUCUGAACCAUCUGUUGACAAUGCUAAAGCUUUCUGGAAUGAUGCUAUCUGUGCUAUCAGAGGUUGGGGUAUUAACGUUAUUGCUUUCGAAGCCUCUGAUGAAGCUUGGAAACCAGAUACUUCUGGUACUUCAGAUGUUGAAAAAUACUGGGGUAUUUGGGAUGCUAAUGGAAACUUGAAAUAUUCAUUAUCUUGUGACUUCUCAUCAUAAGUUGAUUAAGUUUCACAUUCCUUGAACAUAUUAUUAUACCCACUUAUUUAAUUUAACAUUUUUUCACUUUCUUUUAACGAUGUUGGCUUUGAACUAGUUCAAGCAAUUGUUCUUUUUUAUUUUUUUCACUCUUAUUCACGAGAGAUAGAAACCUUUCUUACACCAUAUAAUUAUUACGUAUCAUAGCAUAUAAAUCAGUUGUAGUUCU